Pseudozyma flocculosa PF-1 is the source of this 1887-nucleotide messenger RNA. RefSeq lists its product as uncharacterized. The record is from RefSeq and is a predicted model, not a curated record. The transcript has 2 exons. Gene Ontology annotation, cellular component: nucleus. Bases 1 to 1887 code for a protein of 628 amino acids. Lineage: Eukaryota; Fungi; Basidiomycota; Ustilaginomycetes; Ustilaginales; Ustilaginaceae. Gene Ontology annotation, biological process: positive regulation of transcription from RNA polymerase II promoter by galactose. Gene Ontology annotation, molecular function: RNA polymerase II cis-regulatory region sequence-specific DNA binding; DNA-binding transcription factor activity, RNA polymerase II-specific; zinc ion binding.
AUGACAAUGAGCGAGAAUCAGGUUGCAGCGGUGCGGAGAGGCUCGGUCCUAAGCAACCUCGACCAUGGCUCGUCAUCGCACCCGGCUCACGCGGCCGGCAGCGCAGACGAGCACGACUCGAUCUCUUCGCGCCGAUCGCCCUCGGACGACAGCCAUAGCGUCGACACGGCGCCGCCCGAGCGGAGAGGCAGCGACAUCAAGAAUGAGGACGCCAGCUCCACGGACGGAGGCCCGUCCAAGCCUCUUUCGUCGCUCGCGCACAGCAGCAGCGUCAAGGCCUCGCCCGCCGCCAAGCAAAAGGAUCCCGGAGAACCGCCCGAAACCAAGAAGCGCAAGCGCUCGCAACGAGCCUGCGUCCGUUGCAGAGGCCAGAAACUGAAGUGCGAUGGUGUGUUUCCUUGCGGACGAUGCCUCAAGCUCAAGCUGGCGUGCAAGGAGCCGGCCGAUCCCAACGCUAGCAUGACGCCUUCGUCGUCGAUGAUGGUGGCGGGCGGCGGACAGGCUGCCGAAUUCGGCUCGGCUCCCAGAAGCAGCCAGCCGUCGAGUCGACACGUUCUCCCUUCGCCCUCGUCCCAGCGUCGCCAACGUCAUCACCUCUACCACUCGAAUCCAGGCGUCGCUGCUUCCGCAACCCCUUCAGCGCCUGGUGCGGUCGGAGCAGGUGGCCCAGGAUCUCACCCUAUGGUCUCGGGCGCUCACGCCUCAGCAUCGGGCGUACCUGGCUCCUCUGCACACGGACGCUCUGGUGGCGGCGGAGGAGGUGCAGGCCAUGCCUACCACCAGCAUCACGCCAACCUCGAAGGCGGCCCUCACGCUCACUCUUACUCGCACGGCGGCCAUCACGCCGGCGGCGGCGGGCCCGCCCUGUCGUGGGACGAUGUCUCGCCCGUCGACUUCCUGCGCCGCCUCGAGAGGCUCGAGAGCACGCUGGACCGCGUUUCGCAGAGGGUGGACCGCGAGUCGUCGCUCUCCUGGCACCAUCUCUCGCCCUCGGACGUGUUGAUGCGCUUCGAGAGGCUCGAAUCGUCGCUGGACCGCAUCGUGCACAGGCUCGACCGCGACCGCAGCCCGAUGUGGCACGACGACAGGUCCAAGGAGCGGUACGGAGGCCCGAUGGAGCACCCGCACCCGCCGCAGCAGCAGCAUCGCUACCACCUCCCUCCUCCGCAGGCCCAGGCGGCCUUCGCUGGCUCGGCCGCGCCGGCUGCGGGGCCUGGGUCAGUCGGUCCCAGCCACGCUGCGUCGUCCUCAUCUCGUUCCGCCGCGCCCGCCGGCGCCCGUCCCAACGGAGGGUCUGCGAUGCAUUCGACGGCCGUCGGACCCGUUGCGCACGCAAAGGAGCCGCGCCACUCGAACCGCGCCAUGACGCCCGAGGACUCGGAGAUUGAGGUCGACGAGCUGGCUCAGGAUGGUCAAUCGGAGCUCGGCCAGGCCUCUGUCGAGCACACGCCUCUGAAUGGCCGAUACAGCGGUCACGUUCCGGGCCACCACGCUGACAGAAAAUCGGAUACGCGGUCCAGCGACGCCCCCCACGAGGCAGCCCAGCGUCCUGGCGCAGGCAACGGCAGCGCCGGGGCCAGGAGAUCCGGCGGCGGCGAGGACACCCGAGACGCCUACGAUCCUAUCCGCGGAUCGAGCGACAAGGCUUCCGCGGCGGCAGCGGCGCCUGCGACGCGUCCUAGUCCGAUGAUGGAACGGAGAGACUACCAUCCGCAGGCCCGGCUGCCCCGGCUCGAGUCGGGCGGCAUGGACCGGUGGUACCACGACCAGAGGCAUGCGCAGCCGCCCCCGGGAAGCGGAUACGGUGCCCCAUACGCCGACCGAGGCAGACCCCCGUCGCGGGAGUCGAGGGGCGGACAGUGGCAACAGGCUGGCUACGCCGACUGA